Acanthaster planci (crown-of-thorns starfish) is the source of this 11702-nucleotide messenger RNA. RefSeq lists its product as uncharacterized. Gene Ontology annotation, molecular function: transcription corepressor activity. Gene Ontology annotation, biological process: negative regulation of DNA-templated transcription; regulation of transcription by RNA polymerase II. The record is from RefSeq and is a predicted model, not a curated record. Gene Ontology annotation, cellular component: histone deacetylase complex; transcription regulator complex. Lineage: Eukaryota; Metazoa; Echinodermata; Asteroidea; Valvatida; Acanthasteridae.
UGUAGCUUUCGUUUCCGUGGUCGAAAUAUCUGUGAUAUGCUGAAAAUCAGUGAUGAUUUGUACCUAAAAGCAUUGUACCUGAAGGCAUCAAAAGAAGAAGCAGCCAGAAAGGGAUGCUUUGUCAAAUGAACCACUGGACAGUUAAGCACAGGCAUGGCCCUAUCUGGGAUGGACAGCAGCUUACCUCUGGUGAAGAACGAAGUGCAGGCAAGCCCAGCAGCUGUUCAGCGGAGCUCCUCAUUGGACAGCAUGCAGAACCCUGUCAGCGCUCUGCCUGGAAACAAUGAGAUGCUUCCCGCCUCAAUGUCUUCAGCCACCAAUGCCAACAACUCACUGUCACCACCUUGCCAGCCAGUACAGCGCAGUCGCAGCCUGCCCCUCUUGGAUUCCAGUCAAGGGAUUCCCCCGGAACUUCUCGCCGAUCUCACGGCGUCAGAAAGAGGUAACCUGUUGGGUAACAACUCAGUGGGCCUAGAAGAUGGCUUGGCCACAAGCCAGUCCAACACUCAGGAAGGUCAGUUUUUGCAGAGGGACUACCUGAGUCCCUCUCAGUUUCCAGGGCUGACUCAGCAACCCCUGAAUCUCAGUCAGUCAGCUGAUGUUAAGCAGUUCUUGGGAACAUUUCAGCAGCCCAUGGUGCCCAGACCGAACAUGGUGAGUCGACCAGUCAGGAAUCUAAUUCCUCACCUUGGCGACUGGAGUGGGUACUCGCCAGGGGGGAGGCUGCAGCUUAGGGGAGCAGAAACCACCAUGGCAAGUCUCCCGACAAUAGGCUCAUCAGGAAUGUCUCAGAGCCAGGCCAUUUUUAACCCCAGUGUUGCAAACAUCUACAGCAAGGUUAUGGAUAAGGCAUUGGGCUUCCAAAUUAGCGAGAGCCUUGCAUUUGGACGUGAAAAUGUACACUAUCCAAGUGGACAGCCCCCCAUGAACAUGAACCCAUUGCGACAACAGGGUGAAUUUGAAGGGAAACAGCCUAAAGAAGGUGAGAGACAGUUACACUUGACCAAGGACGGGAGGGGCAACUUAGUGCAUGCGCACCAACACCACAAUGAAAACAACAAUGACAAGACGUCUCCCAACAUCCAGGCACUUUCUGACAAUGUGGGAGGCCACCUGGCUGAUAAAUCCAUGCUGCCAUUGUCAGUGAGCGUGUCUGUUGCCUUCACAGAGCCCAGUCAGGACAGCCCAGCCUCACUGUCUCGUCACAGUAACAGUCCAGCCAUGCCGUACCGAACCUCAGCAGAUCAGAUGCUGAGCAUGAUCAACUACAAUGAGGACCAGCUCCUCCAGGAGCACGGGCUGAUUACAGAUAACACGGUGACUGGAACACUGGACGAUAACUUCCUGAGCAGUUCUAUGGGAAUUGGACAUCCCAGCAGCUCCCGUCUCACUGAUUCUUCCAAUCUCACAGGAAUGGACUCCAAUCCACCGAGUGUGAACAAUGAAACGUUUGAUCUCUUUGAUGGAGGCGGUGAUGUGGACGAAGCCAAUUACAUGACUGAUUCGCUCUCACCUCAGCCCUUGGCUGGUAAUGUUGACUCAGAUGUGCAUGUUACUACCUCUUUGCCCAGCAUUGGCUCCCAGUCAGGAACCGAUGCUUUGACAAGUCUACCUAGAUCUGUUGAACGAGGAGGGUAUGGAGUUGGGGGAGGCAAAAAUCCACCAGAUCUUAAAGUACCUGCUGGAACAGGGGUCAACAAUGAUGGCUGCAGUACCGAUGUGCCACCCCGUCGCAAGGGGCGGCCGCCAUCACGCAACCCUGGCCAUCGUUACUCUCAGCCAUGCCAGGUCUGCGGUAAGAUCUUUGGCAGCUCCAGUGCCCUGGCCAAGCAUAAGCUGAUACACAGCAGUGAGCGGCGGCACAAGUGCGUGCUCUGUGCCAAGAGCUUCAAGCGACAGGACCACUUGGCUGGCCAUAUGCUGACGCAUCGUAGCAAAAAACCCUAUGAGUGCACAGUUCCGGAUUGCAGCAAGUCCUACUGUGACAUCCGCUCAUUGCGGAGGCACUUUGAAUCCCAGCACAAUGGCUUGGUCAUGGAAGAGCACAUGAAGUACACGGGAGAUGAGAAAGAUCCUGAACUCAUAGCAGCUGAGGAGGCGGCUGCGCAGGCCCAGACCCAAGGCCAGGGUCAAGGCCACCCCUCGGGACUUCCGGCAAACUCUGUCGCCUACAUGAGUACGGUCAACACCUUGUCCAGCAUGCCGGUCAUGGGCAGUCUGACUGCCAACAACUUCACCUCGGGGCUGAUGCAGCAGCCUUCACAGCAGCAACAGCAGCAGCAACAGCAACAGCAACAACAACAGUCCCAACACCAGGGUGGGAUGAACAACACAAACAGCCAAACCUCUGAGGGCCAGGGUUCCAGCUCCAGUGCAGCGCUGCAGUUCCUCGCCCAGGCCGCUCAGCGUGCCCAGACCAGCCUUCCCAUCUCUGCCACCUCGCCCAGCAACCAGUCAGAAGGUCUGACCCUAAACCCUCAGAUACCGGUGCCUGUGCCUCAGGAUGUGCCCUCACUGCAACGCUUUGGAGACCUAAUCAAUCCUGCUGGUUCCAACCAGCUGCCGGCCUCCUCGUGGAAUAUAACCUCCCAGUAUGAGGGCCUGACCAACUCCAGAAACUUGAUCAUGGAGGGUAUUCCUGCCCCCAGGCUGUCAACCACGAUGUCUGCUUUGUCAGGCAAUCCAUUGAGUAACCCAAGCGUAAGGCGUCCUCUAGGAACUACCCCUCCCAUGUCUGUAGAUGUAAGGCAACCUUCUCCCAGGGGGCCAUCACCUGCGAAGAGUACUGAUGGCAAAGAGAAGAACCAACAGCCUGUGGAGUGCUCUGUGUGUAAGAGAGUGUUCAAGAGCAUGCCAGCAUUGAAUGGGCAUAUGAGACUCCAUGGGGGUUACAACAAUGCCCGAGGGGAGGCUAUGGACUCUGUGAAAGUAGACAACAAAGUUCUUCCCCGCCAGCAAGCUUCCACCCCUCCACGCACCACUCAGGCCAGGGUUCCUCUCGAGACCAGAGGGUCCUCCGCCACUAUUCCUACCACUCACUCCCUCCCCAACCACCAGUCCCUGCCUGUCACUCAGGCCGCUGGGCCCGGCCAGACGCAUUCGGCCUCCCUUCACAUGCCCAUGCCAGCACCCUCGUUCACCAUGCCGAUGCCAGGACUCCCCCAGCUGCCCUCGGUGACACAGAUGCCCCUCCUGAAUCAACUCCGGCCCCAGCAGAUGGACUUGAGUGCCCCGGUGAAGCGGGAGCACAACAUGCCCAGUGUGCCCAAGCCCAGUAACCCGUUCUUUUCUGAGACCUCCUUUGCCCACCACCACCACCAGCAGCUGCCCAGCUCUUACCCUCAGCUGAUGCCCGUGUCCAUCAGCCGUGUCAAGGAUAUGCCUUACUCUGUCCCAAUGAGCUACCCAGCAGUGACCUCACAAACAGUGCAGAAACUCCUGAAGUCAGAGCCAAUUACAACCACGGAGCUGGUCACAACCAUGGCCAACAUGCAGCAGACCCCACUUUCAAUCAGUGCAGCAGAGCAAGACCUCAGUCCACCCAGACUGGAGGCUAUUAAACCGCCUGAAGAUCAGAACGUUUUCCGGAAUCCCCCACCCCCCAUGCAGCCCAGCCCGACAAAAAAGCGGCCUCGCCCAUCGCCAUUGCACAUCCCCUCAUGCGUUAACACAGGAACACCUGGUGGUAUCAUCCCCGGAACCUAUCAGUCACAGAUGAGGUCUCCUCGGGAAUUAGGAGGGCUGUACCAGCACCACUCCUACCGCAGUUCCGGUUCUGGGACCACCCCUCCGCCGUACACCCCUCCACCCAUGCUGAGCCCAAUCCGCAGUGGGCCCGGCUUGUAUUUCAAUGUGGGGCCAGUUCAGUUGCCAUCAAUGACUCCGAAGACACCAAGCAUGAUCUCCAUGCAUCGUAGAAGUGUACAUGUAGGUAGUGCUUCAGCAGCUGAUGAACAAUCCUCCAACUUUGUCUUCUCCUCGGCUGAACCCCACAUCAAUGUCGGUCCAGAAUUCCAAGCGAGGAUUCCAGACCUGAUAGUAGAGGGUUGGGACGAAUCUCUAGAGCCUGAUCACAGAUUAGGCUGGCUGGCUUGGGACCCCUCUGUCAAUGACAAGUAUACCAUCAGCGAAGUCACCAAUUUUCUGAUGUUGGCCACGACUGCAGCCUUACCCGGUGGGGCACGGAACAUCGAGUAUGCCCAUCACUGUCUAUACAAAGCAGACGGAGACAUACAGCUUGCCUUAAAGAUGUUGAUGAAUCCAGAGUCCCGCGAUGUUGAAAACAAUCCAUUCAGCGAUUACAACUACAAUUUCACUUCUUCCUGGUCACAAGGAGAGAGGAAGAUCUUUCGGGAUUACUUCAAAGCCAAGGGGAAAGAUUUCCAUGAAAUCCAGAAAUAUCUCAAAACCAAAACAGUCAAGGAGAUUGUGGAAUAUUACUACCGCUGGAAGAAACUGUUUCCGUACAACAGGGACAUGCAGAAGUUCUGCCAUCACAGUAGGAUUAAUCCCACAGAGGAAAUGCGCAGGAGUGAAUGUGACAUCUAUCCGGAAGAGACUUUCAUAGAUUAUGUUCCUCUCAAGGAGUAUAGGCCCGAUAAGUACUAUAGAGGGGGUGGGCAGACUAGGAACAAUAAUCAUGUGAAAACUUCCUCUAAUCAGGAGGAGAAACCGGUCAACCAGGGGCCGUUCACCUGCAACCACCCAGACUGUGACGCGACCUUCAAAUCGCGCCAAGCCCUGAAUGGCCACAUCCGCGUGCAUGGCGGCAGCUACAAGUGCCAGCAGCCAGCCGGGGCGGCUGCUGCUAAGGAGAGCCGGCCGGUGGUCCAGCGCAGUGUUUCCCCGGCUUCAGAGUCUGCUACCUCCACCUCCGGUGGCUCGCGGAGGAUGUCCACUGACGAGGACUCCUCGGGAGAGAGCAUAGAGCCGGAGCCUGCUACCUACCCUUGCAAAAUAUGUGGCAAGGUGUUUAUCAAAGUGAAGAGCCGGAGUGCCCACAUGAAGUCCCAUCGCAAACCAGAGGCCAUCAAGAAGCCGAUUGGCCCGUUGCGCCAGGAGGAAUCACCCCCUGAGUUUGGCAGCGAGCCGCUGAACCACUACACAGAUGACUCGGAGGAGGAUGACAAUGACGAGGACAUGGAUGAAGAGGAAGAUGAUUACCCGAAUGAAGUGGAGGAAGAGGAACGAGGCGGGGAAAGUAACAGCAGUAGCAGCAGCAGCGUCGGCAGCUCCACAGGCCGCUCCCGGAGCAGGAGCGAGAGCAGCAGCGAUGGGGGCAGCAGCGAGAGCGAAUCAGAGUCGGGAAACUCGGAGGCAGGGGAGCCCAUGAGGAUGUGAAGGGGAGAGAAGGGGAGUUGGCCACGGUGGUGUGAUGAGAUGGACGAGAUUUGAGUCCUAGCUGGCUGGGACGUGGUUUUUCAACUGCUGUGCAAUAGCUAAGACAAAGAGAGGGACAGGGCAUCGACCUGCUGUACCCUGGAUGGAUUCCAUGGAGUGCGAGGCUGGGUCAGUGUUGAGAGGCUGUGCUGGAUGUGGUGUGGUGACAGGCCAGAGUGGAAUUCCAGAUAAAAGGCAUUGUGGCUAAAUGGUUCGACCAGCGUGGGGGAAAUUCAGAUUCAGGGCAUGCCGUGUCCUUUGUACUUUGAGAGCAUAAAGAUUCUGUGGUGAACUUUGGCACAUUCAGAGGUGUAAUUUGAAACUGCCUGAGACAAUUAAAAGGAAAGGCCAUUUUCCUUUUUACAAUUUUUUAUUUUACGCUCCUGUAUAUGUUGAAAUUCCGUCGAGUUUUAUCAGUCUCCAGUAACAAGUACAUAUUCGCUAGCUCUUAUAUCGGAGCAAACCAGAAUCACAUGAAUCAUUGCUUCCAGGUAGAUUACCAAAUUGUUUCAAUUUAAUUUGGGUCAGGAGAUUGUAAAAAAGUUACUUUUUCAGAGAAUUGAGUUUGCUGGAUGGAAAUUUGCACAUUGGUAUUUUGUUUGUUGCUUGUAAGACUCAGAAAAGCUCUGUUUUUACAUUUAGUUUUCUAGUUCAUGGAUGUGGGAUGACAUACAUCAUACAUACAUGUGUGCAUAAUAUGUCCAUGACAAGGUUUCCGUGAUUUAGGCUGGUGAAGAUAACUGAGUGCAUCUGAGGCAUCCAGCAAGAUUGCUCAUGUUCAUAGUAGGGAAACAUGCACAAUGCUUCAUAUACAUUUAUUUAUGUUUUUUUUUAGGCAAAUUACUCCUUUUUGUGCAAUAUUUCUUGCUCAGUUUUGUUUUUUUAGAAGUACAUAGCGCAGUUUUGUUUUAAAGUUUUUCUUACAUUUUCUCAUAGUGUUAUUCUGUUUAUAAUCCAACAGACUUUUGAAAAAUGAUUUUGUAAAGCUGGCAAUCUAGUUUUUAACCGAUUUUUUGCAAAAUACUGCACAUAUCUCAUCUCAAGCCAAAAAGCCCAUACGUGUAUAUAGUAACAUUCAUUGUGUACUGCUGCUGCUGCAUUUCUUGGAGCGUCUUUGCAGAAUGGUUGGUUAGCAACCAGUGGGAAACCUUCAGAAGCACUGUAUGCAUCAACAUGAAUUUCAGGUUGGUAACCUGUUCUUGCUAAGCUAACAUUUCUCCCUUGGCCAUUUUCAUGAAAUUAGCCACAGGUUGCGACUGUCUCUCUGCUACUCUGGUUCAGCGCGGCCAUUUCUGUUAUCACAGAACAACCAGCAGAUAUAUGUUGGUUACUGGAUCAGUGACUGUAAUAGCUUUCUGUUAUCUUGCAAAUCCGUGUAGUACUCUGUCCUGCACGGCACACAUCGACCUAUACCGCCGAGCUGCUUAGCACAGGCAUUAAAAUUGUUCUUUCUUUUUGGUUCGGAAAGAACAGGCCACCAGGCAAAUUGCGUGUACAGAAAUUUGUGUUGCUAAUUACCAGCUUAUUUAGACUGAGCAACUUCGUGUAAAUGCCCCAAGAAAUUUUUGCCUUCCAAAUGUGUUGGACAUGACGUGCUUGUAUGAGUCUCUCUGACGUAUCAGUGCUCUCCAGUUUCCGAAGUGAUGGUGCUAUACAGUAAUACAUAAACCUUUUGGUGGCAUUUAAAUAAGAUGGGUACAGAAAGUGGAACUAACAAUCUGUAAUGAAGCUAAAUGCUUUCUUUCAAAGGAAGAAAAAGAUAAAUAAGAUGUCUGUUUGAAGACAUAGCCGGGCGACCCCAUGCUCUAAAAAUUCGCACCUUUUGGCUUUACAGUCUUUGCCUCGGUCAAUUGUAGUUUUUGCUGAUGUGCUGCAUGUUUUUUUAACUGUGCCUGAUGGUUUAUAGAAAACAUACAUGUAGACUGAUUUACAGUGUCUGCCUCCAUUGAAUAAUGGACACUCCUGAACAAUGGAAUUGCAGUAUCUGUAUCCAGUGUUGGAGUCGAGUCCAUCACGAGUCCUUUCACAAGCCCAGUCAUAAGUACCUUCACAAGCCCAGUCAUUAGUCCCUUCAGAAGCCCAGUCACAAGUCCCUUCACAAGACCAGUCAUGAGUAACGGUGGAUAAUGACAAAAGAAUGUUUUUGUCACAGUUCAUUUAAAGAGAUUGUGAAUUGGCUUCAGACAGAAUGACUUGUUAUGGACUUCCAGGGACUUGCGAUGGACUCUUGAUGGACUCGAAUGCAACACUGCAUGUGUCCCUUCAAACCCUGUGUAUCACAUAAGAAGUAACUUUCAGUGUGCCCCCCUCCCCUUUUUUCCCACUUUAUCUUAGCCCUACUACUUCUCACCUCCGUUGGAUGUUUGAAGCAACAAUCAUAACUAAUCACUUGAUUCUUUUUAUUCUUCACAUUCUGGCUUCCCUACAAAAUUACCGCAGUAUUAAAAUAAUUUGUAAAAAGAAUUGAAUGAAAAUUUGCUUGAAAAGAAUACUUUUAUGCCAGUCUCUCACUUCUACCUAAACGAUUUAGUUUUGACAGAUAUUUUCUUGUGUGUCACUGGGUGUUAGAAGCCAGUGAGUUUCCAGUGACAAAGAUGGCUGACUUUUUGGGGGGGGGUGUUGGUGUUAGUGUUCAGUUGAUUCUUAAUAACGGCCUCAUUGUGAAAUAUUUGAUCAUGUCUUGUAAAUAAAAAGUAUCUUCACAUAUACUACCUUUUUAUUAAUUAAGUGUGUGAGACAAAUGACUAUUUUAUCAUGUGAUAUUGGAAAUAUGAACUGAGCUUUGAUCGAAGGUUUAUGAACUGUAUGAUAAAAUAAUAUACAGAAUUGUCAUUAUUUUGUAUGAUGAAAAAAAUUUUUGUGCGGUUGUGGAAAACAUCUUUUUAGUCUGACUCUAAAAACAAUACACAAUAUUAAGUCUUAAUGUGCAUAAAAUGUGCAUUUUUCUCUAUCUCAUAAAAAUAUAUAAGAGAAUGUCUCUUUUUUUAUUAGUGUAAAAAUAGUUAAGAUACUAGAACAGAGCGUAUUCAAUUAUGAAGUGUAACAUAAUGUACAUGUACUCUUUAUGAGAUAGUUGUAAAGUGUUGGUUUGGAAUCAGAUGGUGCAGAGUUGCUGUGAACAACACGAUGCUAUUUGUAGUACCCUGCAUGUACAUGUAAUCUUGUAACUGGUUUGGUUUGAGUGCAGCUACGUUCAUUGCAAAUGAGUUGGCCCCUCUUGCUUGCAAGGGGGGCCAAGGGCAUUUGUCCAUUUUACAGCCCAGGCAGAAUAAGGGCCCAGUACGCAGACAAGCGAUAACUAAAAGCAUUGACAGAAAGCAUUACGCCACACGAUAUUUGAUGUUUACCCACAUGCAGAAACCUAUGGCCGUGAUGGCAGAGAAGACCAAUGGAGUUUAAAUAUGGUUGCAAUCUAGUUGAUUGCGGGUAAUAACAGAGCAGUGUUACAGGAAGUCCUGUGUCACUAUUCAUUUGAAUACAUCUGUACUGUUCUUCACGGAUAUCUCAUAAUUAGACCACUUCUUUGCAUUCGUUGUCAGGUCACACUUGUUAUAGGUUUUGGUUGGAGGGGGGGAAGAGAAAUGAAUAUUUCUUCAGUGUGGUCAGCCAUUGUUUAGUCGCAGUGGGUUGGUAGACAGGUCCAAGAAACUUGACAAGAAAAAGUGGCACUUACUACCUUGUCAAAUAUAAUUUUCAUGAUUUUUCCCCAGACACUGCCACACUGCAGUGGCAAGAUUUGACGUGUUCGAUUUACCCCUCCCUAAAGCCAAAUGAUACUUAUGACAUAGAGCUCUAUGAUAUUACUAGAGUACUUUGAACUUCCUGUACGAAUUGAAUCCAAGUGGGUAGAAAUCUGUGUAAGGGUACAAAACCUGUUGAAAGCUCAAAAUUUUGCUUGUCUUUUUGCAUAUCUGUAUAAAUUUGUAUUCUGUAUUAACGUGUUAUUAAAACCAAUAAUCCUAACAUUGGAAUGCAAAAUCAGCAGACCAGUGGUGUGUUUUAUGUAAACAAGGCCAAAAAAGCUGCAGAUGAUCUUUAACUUGGCUUUUGAUCAUAGUCUAUCGUCAAUGUUUGUUUUAUUUGUGUAGGAUUUAGAGGGAACUAUUCGGAAGUUCCAUUCCAUUUGAUGUGUUCCACCAACACAAUGUACAAUUUCACUUGAGGCAUGCUCUAAAGUAUUCCAUACUUAGGGAUGCUCUAAUUGGAGUGCUAUAGUUAUUUCAUACAGCUCUAUGGAUUGUUGUGGCUUCUGGAGGGAUCUUGAGUGUAAAUAAUGACAUACAGGUUUGGGUUCUAGAAUCUGUGAUGGUUGAUGGACCUCAAAGGGGGAAGGUGGUGGUGGAAGUGGAUCACUGUCUUAUGUGUGUGUGAUACAGACCAAAGCUUGCUCUCACAGUGAUGUUGGGAUUUGAUGUCGAGACUGGAGAAAGAACAACUUGCUUGCCAGGAGAUGUACACUUCUGCUAGUCUUAAUGUGGAUUUAAUUUUUAAAUUCUGCCAUAGGUUAUCAGGUUAACAACUCCCUUGUGUCUCUGCCGGUGUGGAGGGAGAAAAAAGCUUUCGCCCUGAAUGAUAAAUGUACGCUUUGACAAGCACACAUUUGGAUCUAGAGCUGAUCCGCAUUGGAGUGUGAUAGGGUGUUCAUAAAACUCCAAAUGGUUGCAUCCUAUAUUCUACAUGUAUAAACUGCUGGUUUUGUUGUCUGCCUCUGUGCGUCACUGCCUUAGGAGUACAUGUAUGGUGGAACACCACAGCAAUGACUGCAAUGAAACCUUUGGGCUUGAGCAACAAAAUUUCUACAGCCCUUUGUACCACGUAGUAACAAAUUGUAUGCACAUUUCUCAAAAUUACUCCCAUUAGAAGAGGAUGCUCCUUUCUAAUAAUCAAGUGUCAGUUUUGCGAUGUUUGUCAGUGUGGUGUUCUGCUGUAUGGUGCAAACCGUGGACCAAACCAAUAAAAUAUUUGUAACUCUCUGACAUACGUAUGAUAUUGUAAUGUAGUCGGGGAAAACGGUGUCAGUCCACAAUCUUUUUGGUAUGAUGAAGUUUUUCCAAUGUCUGUAGAGAUAAGGUCUAAUUUUGUACUUGCUUACAAUCCUCUGCAUCCCCCUCCUGUAUUUAUUGAAAUUUUAGUGUCACUGGAUUUUUAAAAAGCUUUUGUUGAACUUUUAUUGAAAGUACAGGUGAUAUUAAGGGGAAUUACCACAGCAACUGAUUUUUGUUCCACUUUUAUGGUGUGGGAUGGAGUGCUAUCAAUGUAUAAAUUAAUCAGUCUUUUGAGACUAGUUUGUGAUUUUUUCAAAAAAUAUUUUUUACAGUUUUUAAUGGAUCAACAGCUGUGUACUUAAAAUGGGCAAGUUGGAGUUCUAGUAGAUGGAGCAAGCUGUAUUGAAAUGGUCCUCCCUGUCGGGAAAACUGAGGGCCAGGGAAGAGGAUGCCUCAUUUUGACAUAAAACCCUUGUUCUUGGGGGAUGCUCAGUUUAUGGAGAGUUUGGGAAGUGACAGAAAAUGGAAUGCAUUUGUUCUGGUUUGGACGGGUCAAAUAAACCAACAACCAACACACACAGCAGGCCAGGUGGUGACUCAGUCAUUCUGAAAGUGGAGACUUGGGUGCUUUAUACAUGUAUACCUUCGUGGAACAGGAUGUGCCUUGUGUUUACGGGUUCCUUCAUUUAAAGUGUGUUCAGAGUCAAGUUUCUGUAGUUGGUUUAUGGAAGUUAACCAGCUGGUUGUUGGAUGCCUAGACAUUUAAUGUGGCUUCUCACAGUUCUCGAGAAAUGGGAUUAUUUUGAGAUGACCACUUCAUGCAGUAUGAUAUUUUCCUAACCCUGGGCUGCAUUAGAUAUUACGAAACUAGUGAAUGAUCAAAUAUUUUUUCAUAUAUUUGACAGGCUGUUCUGCCAAAGCAGGAAAAGUUCUUGCCUGGUGUAAUUGUUCCAAUUUGUCCAUAAGUCUGUUUUCUUAAGCCAUUGAGUAAGUUAAUGUGGAGGAACAACCACUGAGUUUUUCCUUUAACAUUUUCAAAUGAAAUUUUAAUUGAUAGUGAAACAACCACGUUUUUCCAUUAACAGGAUUUUUUAAUUAACAGUGGGUGUAGGUCAUGAAUUGAUUUGAUGAAUUCUAGCUCAAUUCUUGUUCUUUGCAUGAAGCAGUUAAUUUUCAGGACAGGAUAUUUGCUGAUAGUUUGUAAUACUUCAGCUGUUUUACUUUCUUGAGGCCUUCUGUUGGUAAAUAGCAGCAGGCUGUGAAAUAUCUAUAUUAAAUAUCUAUACCUUGUACAUAUUAAAGAGAAUAAUCCGUAAAUAAAAUAUUUUUUACUCUUCA